UGGACUCCCUUAGCAACGUCUCCCUGUCUUCCUCCAUGACGGGCCUCAACACCGUCUCUCCCGUCAUGUCCCAGACCUCCAUGAAACAGUUCCACGGGGUGCCUCCCUGCACGUACACCAUGCCCGGCCAGUUUCUGCAGCAGCCAGCCACCUACUUCCCCCCUUCCCCCCCAAGCUCGGAACCUGGCAGCCCUGACCGGCAGGUGGAAAUGAUGCAGAAUUUAACCCCGCCACCAUCUUACGCUGCCACCAUCGCUUCCAAGUUGGCCAUCCACAACCCGACCUUGAACGCGAGCAUCCCCAUGAAUUCGCCGAGCAUCCCAACCGUCAGAUAUAAUCGGAGGAGUAACCCCGACUUGGAGAAGAGGCGGAUUCAUUACUGUGACUACCCUGGUUGCACUAAAGUGUACACGAAAUCGUCCCACUUAAAAGCACACCUGCGAACUCACACUG
Messenger RNA from Pseudonaja textilis, 453 nucleotides. Lineage: Eukaryota; Metazoa; Chordata; Lepidosauria; Squamata; Elapidae. The record is from RefSeq and is a predicted model, not a curated record.